UCACAGUGAGUCGAUGACAUAGUAGUGCUUUAGACGUCGCGCGACUGAUCAUUUCCAGCGACAACAACAAUAGUAUUUCAUUUUGGAAUUAUGUACUUGGCUGCGGUGUUCGCGUGCGUGGCCAUCGUGCUAUCCGGAAACGCUCGGGCGAGAAGCGUCGACGAACGGAUUAACGUGUCCGUCUACUACGAGUCGCAUUGUCCCGACAGCAGAGACUUUAUAGUAAAGGAACUGUUCCCUAACUUCUGCAAAGUCCAACAGUACUUGAAUUUAAAUUUGGUGCCCUUCGGCAAAGCUUACAGCACAGACGACGGUGACUUCAGAUGCCAACACGGAGAAAAAGAAUGCCGCGGUAACACAAUACACAACUGCGCGUUGAAACGCAUUCAAGACCCUAUUGCUCGAGUGGGCUAUGUAAAUUGUGCUAUGCGCAAUCCGGAUCAGCCCGGCCAGAUAGAUGUGACGUGCGUUAAGAAAUUCGGACUCGACGUUGACGACGUACAACGUUGUUACACGUCUCAAGAGGGCUACGACUUGAUGUUGAUAGCCGAAUCGGCAACUUUAGAAAACACUUCUGCAGAAAGGACAGGACCUAAGUUUGUGCCGACCAUAGUGUUCGAGGGCGUUUACAGCGACAGAGACCAGGUGGCGGCUUUCGAGGACUUUGAGAGAACCAUUUGUGCGAAAUUGUCGGCUCGGGGCAAGCAAAACGUUUGCUCGAAUGGAUCGAUUGUCAACCGCACCACCUGUUCGUGAAGACCGCACACAAUUUUAUUCGACUAACAUAAUCCGUACUUACUUUAAAAAAUAAACGUUUACGAAUUUCUCGACUAUAA
Messenger RNA from Adelges cooleyi (spruce gall adelgid), 836 nucleotides. RefSeq names its product gamma-interferon-inducible lysosomal thiol reductase-like. The coding region runs from base 91 to 756 and encodes 221 amino acids. The record is from RefSeq and is a predicted model, not a curated record. NCBI's taxonomy places the organism in Eukaryota, Metazoa, Arthropoda, Insecta, Hemiptera, Adelgidae. The transcript has 5 exons. Gene Ontology annotation, molecular function: oxidoreductase activity, acting on a sulfur group of donors, disulfide as acceptor.